UCACUGAGGAGUGAGUGCACGGCUUAUUAACCUGCAGACAGACAACAAACACAGCGAGACAUCCACACAGGUCGGCCCGUGUCUGUCUGUCUGAGUCGCGUGCGUCCAUGCGUAGGCACCUACCCAGACGGGAAGGGCCCUGAGCCGACGGCCUGUGAUGUGCGGCCGCACCAAGACGUGCGCCACCGUCUGCACGAGCUCCUUGUAGAACUGCACGAUGGACACGGGCGAGGGGGAACUGUAUGCUGCCGGUGCACCUCAGGGUCAGAGUAUGCCAAGGCGGGAAAGCGCUCCUCUGGUCGCGGUUCUUCUCCAGAUGGGGCACCGAUGCUUUGGGCGAUGAGGGAGCAGGGCUGACGCGCACCCGAGGGGAGCUCGAUCGACGUGGGCUGGGGCUGCCGCCUGUCUGCCCUGACGGGUCCAUCGAUGACCCGUCUGGCAGGGCCUUGAGCGGCACCGACGACACAUGCACCGGCCGCGAUGCCGUUACGGUCGAGGCCAAGAAGUGCCUGCGAGGCGGCGCGGCGCUCUCCAUCGGGGCCACCCGGUCCGAACAUGUUGAGGUUCACCUCAGCGUCGGCGGCUGACGACAUUGCUGCCGGCGGCUCCUGCUGCUGUGCCGCGGGCUCGUGGUCGCCAAUCCUGAGUGAGUGAGCAGCGGACAACGCACACACACACAUAUACAGACAUACAGAAAUGUGUGUGGUGUGGGUGGGGGUGUGGACACUUACUUUUGUAUCUGUUCAGUAGCUUCCCCCAAAGAAGCUUUGGCGAUGGACGCCGUGCCCAGCUCACGGUUCUCAGGGAUCUCCACCAGCGAUGCAGCCGCUACCGCGACGCCGACCAUUUCUGCCUCUUGCCCGCUCUCGCGAGGGGCGCUGUAGGUCUGCACUGAUGCAGCCGGUCGGCUGCGAAUGGUGCGGCUGGGGAGGGGAGGUAGGUCGGCUGCUGAGUGUCUCGCUCGUAGUAGAGCUGGCCUUAGUGU
Messenger RNA from Vitrella brassicaformis, 985 nucleotides. The record is from the annotation of a GenBank genome assembly. Lineage: Eukaryota; Vitrellaceae.